UUUGCCAAUGCCCUCCUCCGCAGCUCUGACAAUUUCACCGAGCGCCACGCCGCGGCUCCGCCACCUGACCGCACGUGGCCGCGCCUCACGCCCUCACCUAACCGGAGCGCCGCACGCGCCGCGACCCAACCGCCGGCUCACCUGAACUUCCAGCGCCCGUUUCACGGCGACCGGCAGGUGCGGCGCGCGUGACCCCACCCCGGUUUAAAAUGCCCCCGCGCCGCGCCGCAACUGACGCCGCACAGCAGGCACCCGCCGACGCCCACGCCGACGCCAGCCUAGAGCUCGAACCGCACACACGAUGUCGCCCGCCGCGUCCUCCCCGGCGCCGCACGUGGCCGUGGUCGCGUUCCCCUUCAGCUCCCACGCGGCGGUGCUGCUCACCUUCGCGCGCGCGCUGGCCGCCGCCGCCGCGCCCGCGGGGGCCACGCUCUCGUUCCUCUCCACCGCGGGCUCCAUCGCGCAGCUCCGCGGGGCGGCCGGCGCCGACCUCCCGGGGAACCUGCGCUUCGUGGAGGUCCCGGACGGCGCCGGGGCGCCCGCGGCGAAGGGGGCCGCGCCGGUGCCGGUGCCGCGGCAGAUGGAGCUGUUCAUGGCCGCCGCGGAGGCCGGCGGGGUGAAGGCCGGGCUGGAGGCGGCCGGCGCCGCGGCGGGCGGCGCCAGGGUGAGCUGCGUGGUGGGGGACGCGUUCGUGUGGCCCGCGGCGGAUGCGGCCGCCGCGGCGGGGGCGCCGUGGGUGCCCGUGUGGACGGCCGCGUCGUGCGCGCUCCUGGCGCACCUCCGCACCGACGCGCUCCGGGCGGACGUCGGCGACCAGGCCGCGAGCAGGGCGGACGAGCUGCUGGUCUCGCACCCGGGCCUCGGCAGCUACCGCGUCGUCGACCUCCCCGACGGCGUCAUCUCCGGCGACUUCGACUACGUGAUCAGCCGACUCGUCCACCGCAUGGGGCAGCUCCUCCCGCGCGCCGCCGCCGCCGCCGUGGCGCUCAACACCUUUCCGGGCCUGGACCCGCCCGACGUCACCGCGGCCCUCGCCGAGACGCUCCCGAACUGCCUCCCGCUCGGCCCCUACCACUUCCUCCUCCCCAAGGACACCACCGACGCCGCGGCGCCAGCAGCCGGCGACCCGCACGGCUGCCUCGCCUGGCUGGACGCCCACCCGGCGCGCUCCGUGGCGUACGUGAGCUUCGGCACGGUGGCGUCCCCGCGCCCCGACGAGCUCCGCGAGCUGGCGGCCGGGCUGGAGUCCUCCGGUGCGCCGUUCCUGUGGUCCCUGCGCGAGGACUCGUGGCCGCUCCUGCCCGCGGGGUUCCUGGCCCGCGCCGCGGCCGCCGGCGCCGGGUCCGGGCUCGUGGUCCCCUGGGCGCCACAGGUGGCCGUGCUGCGCCACGCGUCCGUGGGCGCGUUCGUGACGCACGCCGGGUGGGCGUCGGUGCUGGAGGGCGUGUCCAGCGGCGUGCCCAUGGCGUGCCGCCCCUUCUUCGGGGACCAGCGGAUGAACGCGCGGUCCGUGGCGAGCGUGUGGGGGUUCGGCGCCGCGUUCGAGGGCGCCACGAUUACGCGCGCCGGGGUGGCCGCGGCCGUGGGGGCGCUGCUGCGCGGGGAGGAAGGGGCGAGGAUGAGGGCCAGGGCGCAGGAGCUGCAGGCCGCGGUGGCCGCGGCGUUCGCGCCCGGCGGCGCGUGCAGGAGGAACUUCGACGAGUUCGUGGAGAUAGUCUGUCGCGUGUGAAAGCCCUGUUGCCGGGCGAUCGAAAUGGGACUGGUUUUAUGUAUUCAGGGUGCCUGUAGAUUGUUGAGCUGAAUGCUUCAUUUCUCGUAGUACGAUUUUAUGAAUGUGCUUGAAUCAUCUCGUCGUCACCACGGCCAUUCCCAUCACCAUGGCGGAGGAGAUCGGUUGCUUCUUUU
This is a messenger RNA of Panicum hallii, 1905 nucleotides long. Its product is annotated as anthocyanidin 3-O-glucosyltransferase-like. Bases 302 to 1729 code for a protein of 475 amino acids. The transcript has 2 exons. NCBI's taxonomy places the organism in Eukaryota, Viridiplantae, Streptophyta, Magnoliopsida, Poales, Poaceae. The record is from RefSeq and is a predicted model, not a curated record. Gene Ontology annotation, molecular function: UDP-glycosyltransferase activity.